Molecule: messenger RNA, 7882 nt
Organism: Leucoraja erinaceus (little skate)
Lineage: Eukaryota; Metazoa; Chordata; Chondrichthyes; Rajiformes; Rajidae
Product: tyrosine-protein phosphatase non-receptor type 14-like
Exons: 20
Coding region: 418-3981 (1187 amino acids)
Biological process (GO): lymphangiogenesis; protein dephosphorylation
Cellular component (GO): cytoskeleton
Molecular function (GO): protein tyrosine phosphatase activity
Source: RefSeq, a predicted model, not a curated record
UUUGGAAACUCCUCUCCUUUAAAAAAAAACAACAAUAUAUAUACACAAGGAAAGGAAACACACAUUUUGGAAAGUCCUUUGGAGAGAGCGCACGCGCUGCUUGUGGAUUUAAUGGACUGGCCGGACUCAAUAAUAGAGGACACGUAAACAGGUAUAAAUAAACGGCAGCUGUUGCUACAUUCAACACAAGCUUUGUUCAUCAUCUUAAGAGGGCCUCUAACAAGGCUGGUUCUGAAUUGAUAUUUGAAGUUGGAACCUUUUCAUUGUUGACUAUCUGGAGGAAGCAUCAAAAUUCUUAAAUGUCAUCGGGAAAGGGACAGCUGUUGUCACCCUGUGCUGAGAAGAAGCUGUGAGGCGACUGGCAAACUGUUUAAGGGAUUCAUUUCUGAGGGACUCUGCUUCCAAAGCGAGUGAGCUAUGCCUUUCAGGCUGAAACUAAGGAGGACCAGACGCUACAACGUCCUGAGCAAGAACUGUUUUGUGACUCGCAUCAGAUUGCUGGACAACAAUGUCAUCGAGUGCACGCUGUCUGUGGAGGGCACGGGGCAGGAAUGCUUGGAAGCCGUGGCUCAGCGCUUGGAACUGCGUGAGACACACUAUUUUGGACUUUGGUUUCUCAGUAAAACUCAGCAAGGACGAUGGGUGGAGCUAGAAAAGGCCCUGAAGAAACAACUGGACAAAUUUGCCAAUGAGCCCCUCCUUUUCUUUGGAGUGAUGUUCUACGUACCCAGUGUGUCAAGACUACAGCAAGAAGUCACAAGGUAUCAGUAUUACCUUCAAGUUAAGAAAGAUGUACUCGAUGGACGUCUACCCUGUACAUUGGAGCAAGGAAUCAGGCUAGCUGGUUUAGCUGUGCAAGCUGAUUUUGGAGAUUAUGGGCAGCAUGAGUCUCAGGAAUUCCUCAGGGAAUACGUCUUGUUCCCAAUGGACUGGGCUCAGGAUGAACGCAUGUUAGAGGAAAUGACGAGGAAGGUAGCAAUGCAACACCAGGCCUACAGUGGGAUGCCACCUGCAGAAGCUGAAUUGAUGUAUAUUAAGGAAGUGGAACAGCUGGAAGGCUUUGGGCAAGAAAGCUUUCCGGCCAAGGACAACAUUGGAAAUGACGCUUUCAUUGGCAUUUCCUUUGUGGGAAUAUUUGUAAAGCACAGGAAUGGAAGACCAACUAUAACAUACAAAUGGAACGAAGUUGGAAAUAUUACACACAACAAGUCUUCAAUUAAUGUAGAAUUAACAAGCAAAGAAGAAACUGUUUUGUUUCACACGGAUGAUAUGGAAAUGGCAAAAUAUAUCUCACGGUUGUUCACAGCAAGGCACAAAUUUUAUAAACAAAACAAAAUCUGCACAGAACAAACACAGUCACGCUCCCCCACACCUAUUAGGAGACCACCCACAUGGAGCAGAUCAUCUUUGUCAGGGCAACAACAGCCUUUUAUACUGCCAACUAUGCACAUCCAGUAUGGAGAUUAUCCUGAAACAAACACCUCACAAGAUAGUAUUUACCAUGGCAAUGAGGAAGGGUUCUACUACCGAUCUCAGACCAGCUUGGACAGAUGUCCAAUGGAAUAUAAUUACAUGAAUGGAACUGUGCCAAAUGGCAGUGUGUACAGUGCUCCUAGUAUGAACUCGUUAAAUCAUUCACAAAACUUUGUCCAGGCAUCUCCAAUGUCCUCUAAUCUCAGCAUCCCCGGAAGUGACAUCAUGCGCCCAGACUACAUCCCCAGCCAUAGGCACAGUGCUAUCAUUGUGCCCUCAUAUCGGCCCACACCUGACUACGAGACUGUGAUGAGGCAAAUGAAACGAGGCGUCAUUCAUAUGGAUUGUCAAAGCCAGUCACUGAGGAACCUUAAUAUUGGGAACACUCAUGCCUACAACCAGCCCGAGGCUAUGGUUUACAGUCAGCCAGAGAUCCGGGAUAAGUAUCCCACUCGUUAUGGGUCAAAGCACAGUUACAAAAAGCCUAUGGCACCGUGUGCCCAACCGAGUGCCCACCAACCUGCACCCAGCAGGACUGCCAACAGUGCAAUCUCCCACACGGUGAGCACCCCCGAGCUUGCCAAUAUGCAAUUGCAGAGUACACAGAAUUACAGCACCACCCACAUGUUGAGAAACCACUUUUGCAGACCGCCCCCUCCGUACCCACGUCCCCGGCCCGCCACCAGCACGCCAGACCUCGCCAGCCACCGCCACAAGUACGUGAGUGGAAGCAGUCCUGACUUGGUCAGUCGGAGAGUCCAGCUCUUUGUGAAGACCUUCCAAGAGGAUAGUUCGCCUGUGGUUCACCAGUCCUUGCAAGAGGUCAGCGAGCCCCUCACAACGGCCAAACACCAUGCGGCCGUUAACAAACGGCACAGCCUGGAGGUAAUCAGCAGCAUGGUACGCGGUAUGGAGGCCAUGGCGUUGAAGACUUUGAGCGCUUCGGUCCCACAGCGGAGGAAUACCAUGCGUGAUCAACGCCGCCACGAGGACCAGGUGCAGGAGGUUCAGCAGCAACCUCCGUAUCAUCACAAGAAGACGCUGUCCGACGCCACGAUGCUAAUUCACAGCAGUGAGAGCGAAGAAGAAGAGGAGACUCCCGAUUAUGAUGUUCAAAUCCCAGCAUUUAAUGACACUAUGGGCUACAGAGCCCAGCUGCAGGCAGCACUGGCCAAAAUACCAAACAAGCCUCCCCCUGAAUAUCCAGGAAACAAAAAGAGUAUCAGCAAUGGAGCUUUAAGACAAGAACGAGAUAGAAGUGCAGAACUUAUAGUCAGGACCAAACUACCAGGUCCCGAACAUGAUGCUUUCUCAAGAAAUGAACAAAUGCUGCUCAAUGGGUCUUCCCUUGGGCCAUCUAUUUCCGAGCCUGACCUGACGAGUGUAAAAGAGCGGGUCAAAAAGGAGCCGGUCAAGGAAAGACCCGUGUCUGAGCUUUUUUCUACUGAAGAUAGCAUUGUGGAAAGAGAAAUCAUGCUGAGGAAUUUAGAAAAGCAGAAACUGGCAGCAGCAGCGGAAGCCCAGAAGAUAGGGCCACUCAAAUGGGCUGCCCUCAAUGGUCUAUCGAUGGCCAGAGUUCCAGUACCUGAGGAUAGUCAAGAUGAUACUUCGAAGGUGCCGAUGGAUGAAAGGUGUAAGAUGCUGGAAAGAAAGCUGGAGGAAGACAUGGUGUUCACAGAGUACGAGCAGAUCCCAAAGAAGAUGGUGGAUGGUGUUUUCACCACAGCAAUUCUUCCAGAAAAUGCAGAACGGAAUCGUUUCAGGGAUGUUGUUCCCUAUGAGCAGAACAGGGUGGAACUUGUGCCAACCAAAGAAAAUAAUACUGGCUAUGUAAAUGCCUCUCACAUCAAGGUUACGGUGGCUGGAGAAGACUGGCAUUAUAUUGCUACCCAGGGACCCUUGCCUCAUACAUGCCAUGACUUCUGGCAGAUGGUGUGGGAGCAAGGAGUGAAUGUUAUUGUCAUGGUUACAGCAGAAGAGGAGGGAGGAAAACCAAAGACCCAUCGAUACUGGCCCAAACUGGGCUCCAAGCACAGCUCAGCAACGUACGGGAAAUUCAAGGUGACAACCAAAUUCCGCACAGAUUCUGGUUGCUAUGCAACUACGGGUUUAAAGGUCAAGCACCUGUUGUCCGGGCAGGAGAGGACCGUGUGGCAUCUGCAGUACACAGACUGGCCAGACCACGGCUGUCCAGAAGACGUUCAGGGUUUUCUGUCUUAUCUAGAAGAAAUUCAGUCAGUUCGUCGGCACACCAAUAGCAUGCUCGACUCUACCAAAAGCUGCAACCCACCAAUAGUCGUGCAUUGCAGUGCAGGAGCUGGAAGGACAGGGGUGGUGAUACUAACGGAAGUCAUGGUCGGUUGCUUGGAGCAUAAUGAGAAGCUGGAAGUGCCUGUUAUGUUGGGAUUUCUCCGUCAACAGCGGAUGUUGAUGGUACAGACUAUAGCCCAAUACAGGUUUGUCUACCAAGUCCUCAUACAGUUCCUGAAGAACUCUCGGCUAAUUUAGCUGCAAAUUCAUACUUUGCAUUUGAACCACCUUAACAUUUAGCAGUGGAAAUGGAGCGAGCUCUUUCUUAAAAUUAAUCAGGUCAGCGUGGCAAGUCUGUUGUCCUUGGGUACUUUGACUUCUGUAAACCAUACUUUGGAUCUGUUGCAAUUCUUACUAGCUUCAAAUAAGAUUGAGGCAGCUAUUGAAACCUGCCUUAAAUCUUGAAUUAUUGAAUAAGCUAACAGGAAAGAGAAUUUUCAGUGGACCGUGCAGGGAAAAUGUCAAGCUUCUUUAGUAGUUACUGCACUGGAAUAAUAAUUUCCAGUAAAAAAAAACAGAGCACUGUCCACCACCGUCCAGUGGUUUUAUUGUCAUAUGUUCCAAAAUGGAACAAUGCAAUUCUUACUUGCAGAAGAAGGGUCUCGACCCGAAACGUUAUCCAUUCCUUCUCUCCAGAGAUGCUGCCUGUCCUGCUGAGUUACUCCAGCAUUUUGUGUCUACCUUCGAUUUAAACCAGCAUCUGCAGUUUUUCCCUUACCCUUUCCUCCACAGCCCUGUAUACAGAGGAGGUAACAUCUGUUUUAAAAGCCAUUUUGCUUGUGUGUUGCUAGUGGUUUUCAUGCCCUCUAUCUUAGAAAUAGAAUUUGCAAAUUGAAGUAAACACACCAUAAAAUCAAUCUCCAACCAAUACAGAGCCCUGCACGCAGUCCUUAAUGAGCUGGGUCAUCCAGCACUGAAAGCCUCCACAGAAUUAUGUCCUAGUAUAGUUUGCCUUUGACCUUAACACAUUUUGGAAACUGCCAUUAAUAGCAAAACAUUGCCACAUUUAUCAUCAGAAACUCCAAAUACUAUCCAGGGUUUAGUCUGGUGAGAUUUAAUUUCAAUUUUUAUAAGUGUAGUUAACAGCAGGCGAUUCUAGAUGUGACCAUUUUUUUGGCAGGAUAUUGUUAACGGCUUUGACGGAUCUAUGUGUCCAAAAUAAUGCUGUUCUGGGAAAAUUAAACAUACACUCUUACUCUAAUUUUAAACUUCUGUCAAGUACUGUUCAGACGUGCUUGUUUUGAUGGCUGACCUGCUGUGCCUUUGCAAGCUCUUUCCACUGACUAAUAUGAUUGACUGAUCUUAAUCUGUAUAUUUAUAUAAUUUAAUAGAUUGGGAUAAAACCCAAUCUGAAUUUUUAAUAUGCUAAUAUCUGUACUGUCACAGUAUUUUUGGUUUGUUCGUUAUUGGUCGAGUCUCAAUUCUGGAGGUCACAUGCUGUUUAACGGUGAUCCAUAUAGAUUGUCAAAAGUUUGCCAUAAGCAGAAUCGCUGCAAUGCAUCUUGCAUUGUUUGGAAAUGCUGAAUGUUUGUUUAAAAAAAAAACCGAUGAGCAAUGUUUGGUUUUGAUUUUAAGAUCUGUUACAAUCAGUGAUCAAGCAGCAGCAGAUUUAUUUUACAGUUAAAAUACAUUUAAAUGUACAGAUGUUAUUCCUCCAUGAAGCUCACUGGGACUAGUUCUAGGAACUAUAUAAUUUAUAUAUAUAUAUGCAUUUAUCACUCUAGGUUUGAGGUGCAACCAGAAUCCUUUCCCAUUGCACAAAUAGUUGGCUUGGAUUUCAACAGGCCAAUCACUUUCUAGGCUAUUUGAAUGCAAUUGGAAAGUUUGGACUGCAUGGUUAUCUGGGUACCAUUGCCAAAAAUUAGAAUCUUCAUCCCAAAAGUAAACUCUGGAAAUGUUACAUUAGUUUCAUUUGAAAAACUGUAAUAUAGCCUUAACAUUUUCAAUCAUUCAAUAAUAGAAUUGCAAGGCACAAAGACAAUGUUGCCCCACUGGUGCAAGAAUAAAAUGGUUCCCAUCUGUGGGAAAGUAAGGAUGAACUACUUACAGAAACUUCCCUCAUUGUAACUAUAUAUGUGUUGUUUUAUCAUCAUGCAACACCCCAAAAAAUGGCACAAAUAUGUGCUGGACAUAGUCCAGAAAGUCAAUUUUUAAGUUUUUCAAUUUCACUUCACAAUUCCAUAUAUAUCACUUAAUUCUGGCCAGUUUUUAAUUUACCUCCCAACCAAAAUGUAAAAUGCAUCUUGUUUGUACAAGAAUAGCCAGAUCCUCCUGACCUCGUUUCACUUCCCUCUACUCCUCCCCCCAGACUCCAAUGAUAUGGUUUCAGCAGUAGUAAGGGAACGGCCACAGUGAGUCAUCUCCCCACCUGUAAAAACUAACAGCUGGCAGAGACAUUUAAACAAAAUUUAAAAUGGGUAACAUAAAUACCAAUUUUAAAAGAUUAGCAAAAGCAACUUACCUUUCACUGCCUUUUGGUCCAUGGCUACACAGUUCCCAUUGAAAACACUGAAGUCUUGGAUCCUGUGCCUGGUCUAACCCAGUGCAGAAUUCAAGAGACAAUCACCACCUGUCAGCAAGUCAAGGCUUGCACAUUUGACACACCAUGCACCAAAGUCUCAGGCUUACUGCCGAAUGCUAGUCAUUUCGAUUGGAACUAGCAAGAUCCAGGCCAACAUUUUUGAUGCAUCUGACAAGAAAAUACCAAGCUUGGACAAUUAUAUCCUUGGCUUUUAAUACUGGAAAAGUGGUUUCUUUGGACAGAAAAGUACAGUGUUAUUCUUAGCUACUGACACCCCAAUAUUAGUUUUUAAUAUGUUCAAUCAGUAGUGAUAUUAUUUGUUCUUCAUGCCAAUGUACAUGACUUGCAGAUCUUUGCUCCACAGGCUUUAACCAGAUUGUUUACCCAUUCAAUCUAUGACAUGCAACUAUUUUUUAAAGCAUGUUUCCAUGGAUUGGUACUUGCAGCUGUUCAAAACCAUUUGGAACAUGCAGCAUCUUUAAUAUUUAAAAAAAAAAGCUCAUUAUAAAUAUAGAAAAUAGAUGCAGGAGGAGGCCAUUCGGCCCUUCGAGCCAGCACCGCCAUUCAUUGUGAUCAUGGCUGAUCAUCCCCAAUCAAUAACCCGUGCCUGCCUUCUCCCCAUAUCCCUUGACUCCCCUAGCCCCUAGAGCUCUAUCUACCUCUCUCUUAAAUCCAUCCAGUGAUUUGGCCUCCACUGCCUUCUGUGGCAGGGAAUUCCACAAAUUCACAACUCUCUAAAGACAUCUAAAUGACAUCUCUUAUAAAGACAUCCCUCCAAUCUCAGUUGAUACAAGAUCUUCUGCGAUUACCAAUUUAUUGAAUGCAUUAUGACAUGCCCUGGUCAGUGCACCACGAUUGCAACACGGGGCAAAAGAUUCAUAUUCCAGCAAUAGAGCUGAUAAUUUUUAUAUUGUAUAAUUUAUUGCCACUCCUCUAUUGUCAUAGUACUUAAAUAUUCAGAAAGCUGCAGAAGUAGAAACAGUGAAACAGCAGUAAACGUGCCCGUUUUUUCAGUGGCACAUGUUCCACCUACGAAACAAGUUGAAGCAUAUGGAGCAAAACUUCACAGCUGGAGAGUAGUACAAUGGACAGGCUUUAGUUUUGGAAAACAUAAGUGUACAAAGUGUUUCUUAUACUAAUUUCAUGAAAAGGGUUUGGCCCUUUAAAUGCAACUUUAAGAAAUGUAAGUGUAUAGACUCAUGUCCACAAUGACAUUCAACAAUGGUCUUAAUACAUUAAGUGAAAGAGUCUUAUGUUAUGGUUAUCCUUUCUUCCUCUCAAACUAACAGUGCAUGCUUUUUAACAUCAGGUUUAUGUAUAUUCAGUGUAUAAGUUUUAUUAUUUCUCUGGUGCAAAACUGUGAUACAACAUGACAGUAUUUUACAUUGACUAUUGUUUCCUCUGUUUGGAUACGGAACCAUUCAGCAUUGCUUCAUGAGACAAAUAAGAGCAAAUUUUUCUGACAUGUAAAUAAUUUUGUAUAUGCUUUGUGACUUUCCUUAUUCAUGAAUGUACCAAACAUUUUGUAAAAGAUAAUUCUCUAUCAUUCAUAUACACAAUAAAGCAUUUUUGCAAGAA